AUGGACCAAGAGUUCAGAUGGGGCAGUUUCACCGCCAAGCUUGCGCAAAUCGCACCACCCGAGACCGAGCUCGACCAGGCGGAUCGACAGGAAGCGCUCAUUGUCCGCUCCGCGCACCUCAGGUCCCGACAGUUCCUGUGCACGGUGUCCACAAGGACCAAUGACUCAGCAAGCAUCGCUGUCUUUUCCGCCUUCAUGCCUCCAGUCGGUGUUGGCUAUUCCCAUGGAGAAGCAGCUCGCGUACUGAUCUCGAACACCUUCCUGGAGAUUGUGCAGGGCAUGCCCGCCGUGAAGCGGUCAUAUUCAUGGCCGCAGACGGCAGAGAAAGGUGAGGAGGUCUACCUGGAGGGGUGGUCCUUCACACACCCAAAGCUUGUGUCAACGUACCAAGUCCACGAGUUGCAGUCGAAGCAGUCCACGAAGCAGUCGGAUCUCAACGUCCACUGGCACGAAGAAUACGGACUGCAUGCUGACCAUCCAUCGUGGCAACUUGCUCCAAAACUCAUGAUCCGCAACCUCCCCGCAAGGAACCGUGGUUAUGCAUUCAUCACCGUUCCAGACAUUGCUUCUUUGCGCUCUCUGGUUCGAGUUGCGCAAGACAUGUUCACAAUUGUCGAUUGCAGGGCUGUCAUCGGCAUCCUCCUGCCAGCGGAUAGAGGUUGCAAUGUCUCAGUUGCACGUCGGAAUGCAGGGGACAUUUUUGUGAGAGCCCGCGCCAAGGAAGACAGGCGCUAUCAAGCAUGGCUGGCUUCUGGGUCAAGGUGGCCGCCCUUUGUACGGAGCUCCAACGGAGUCUUUGGCUGUUCCGGCCUCGGGCUGGAAGAAGCCGGGGCCUUGCCAGCCUUGCUGAGGUAUUGUGCCACUUUAGAGCUGCUACGUGAGCUGUUUUUUGACGUGCUAUGUUGGCUCGGGGACACCGCAAUCUUGGCUUUGCAGCUAACCUUGUGGAGCGCAUGGCAGGGAACGGACAGAUUGCAGCGUGUCAAGGCAGCCAAUGGCUACAUGCAUGCAGCAUGCAAGGUCCAGCGCCAGCUGCCCCAGUGCAAUGCCUCAAUCACGGCUGCCGCGAAACUUCAUCGCUGGCAGCAGGGCCUGGACUUGGCAGCACAGAUCUGGCUUUCGUCGCUCCAGCCAAGCGUGAUCUCUUUAACCGCUUCCAUCAGCUCCUUCGAGAAGGGCCUCCUAUGGCAUGCAGCCUACAAGACUCUUUCGGUCUCGCGGGUUGCAAGUGUUGAGCUCGAUGUUGUUGCAUGCAUGGCGGUGAUGGUGGCAUGUGAGAAGGCAAGGCAGUGGAAGUGGUCCCUCUUUGUCCUGUCAGAGAUGCGGUCGGCUUCCCUUGACCCAGAUGCGUGCCUUUUUAAUGGGGCCAUCAGCGCCUGUGAGAAGUCCGCCACGUGGCUCGGAGCUGUCCUUGUCUUGCAAGAGAUCUCUACACGACUUCAGCCCGACUUCAUCUCCCACACUGCUUGCAUCAGUGCGUGUGAAAAAGAAGGGCAGUGGACGUUGGGAAUCAGCUUGCUGUCGGCUAUGCCGCAGUUGUCUCUGCAGCCAAACAUAAUCAGCCUGAAUGCAGCUCUCAGUGCCUGCGAAAAGUCUGGCUUAUGGCACAAGAUUUGCAGCAUGUGUCUUGCUUGUUCCAGAACGGACACGAGCCUCGACGUCAUAUCUUUCACGGCUGCGACAAAUGCCUGUGCUAGGGGCCGAUGCUGGGAAAGAGCAGUUGCCUUCGUCUGCCAGCUCUCUCAGCGGGGUGUGAGGAGAGAUCAGGGACUUGACAAUUCCUACCUCAAUGCUCUGGACUGGGGUCAGCAUUGGCCAGCUUCGAUGCAGGUCGUGCAGCAGCUCGGCAGAAUGGAUGCAAUCGAUGCAGCAAGCUUAGCGGCUCUGCUGAGUGCAGGCAACAAAUGCCAGCAUUGGCAGAUCUCAGCACAGUUGUACAAUUCAGCCAGGUCUCUGGGUAUUGCUACUGAUGCUGUUGUACUUGACGCAGCCAUGAGCGCUCAUGCAGCGAAACAAUGCUGGAGGGGAGCCACCGCCUUGCUUGCGCAAGUGCGAUCAGCAGGACUGGAGCCAGUGCUUGUUGCUGGCAACGCAGCUCUUGCAUGUUGCAGCAAGGCAAACUGGGCGGUUGUGCUGCGGCUGUUGCUGCAAAUGAAGGAGGGGCCCAUGGAUGUGAUCAGCUACAACUCGGCCCUCUGCGGCAUCUUCCGCUGGAAACAAGCUUUGGCGCUGAUACGAGAAAUGACGAUUGCACGAACCAUUGACAUGUCCAGCUAUGGCCUGGCUGUGGGCAUUUGCAUGGGUCGUGGCCAGGCUGAAGAUCACCUGAUGGAAGCAGGGCGUUUGUGCAUCAUGUCUGUGCAAGAUUGUUUCACCGCGCGCCUUGCUCCUUAUCUUCUGCCCUGCUUAUGGUUUGGCGGUGAGGAUCCCAUUCCCACAGUGCGGGUGCACCUAAACAUGGACGAGGUUCUGUUCAACUCGGCAGACAGCACCAAGUCCGCAGGCGAUCAGGCCAUGGAGAAGGAGGAUUGGCAGGGUGCGAUUCAGCACUUCACUGCUGGAAUCGAUACAAUGAAAAGAGCAAGUGAUUGCUUAAGCACCACUUUCAAAAGCCGUGCUUCCCUUUUACUGUUUCGAAGAGGCAGCGCUCACAUGAGAUUGCAGGAGCACAAGGCUGCACUCCGCGAUGCAGUGGCUGCCAUGGACUUGGAGCGGCAAGAAGCAGAGGCACUAGCGCGUGAAGCUCUCGGCGAGUUGGGCUUCAAGGACGAAGUCCUCUCACAGAAGAUUCUGGAGCCGGUGGGCUUUGGUCGCAUACUUGAUCCAGCAGCUCCGUUGGUUCUGAGAUGUGUUGAUCGAUGGACUGCCGAUGUCCUGAACCACUUCUCCCAAGUCCCGGCGGACUGCGCAGAGGAGAUGCCCAUGCCCGUGCACAUGCCUUCAGACAGGUAUUUGGAUGGCCUCGAUGAAGAGACACGUGCCGCAGUGAUCCGAAAAUACGUCCCGCAGGAGCAAUUUGGAGGAACGGCGGUCGUUUCCUCGGCGGGAGAGUGCAUUGACCUCAUGAAGAAAUGGGAGGAGGUCUUUUCUGGACCCGAGUUUCAGUGCAGGAGGAAAGCCCUCUGGGAUCGGCGUGACCUAUCUUUCCCUGCCCGUAUGAGGGAAACAAGGACUAUGGUGGCAGAGAGCCUUUCCAAGGUGCUUGAGCCAAUGGGAUUCGCACCUGGGAGGCCUGGCUUAGCCCGCUGCGUCAAGCAGAUGCAGGUGUUCUGGUCCACUGACAAAGCCUGUGCCAACAAGGCUGACGCUGUGUGGCAGCCGGAGAUUGAGGACCUCGAGCUGAAGGGCAUACACCUGCUGUCCCUUUUUGAUGGGCUGGAUUCCAGGACCACGGAGGUCAUCGUGAGUGCUCCAAACUUUGGUCAGGCAAAGUCACUGCUGUUGGCUACCUGUCAUGCAGCAGGUGCCCCAGCUUUCAGCCAUGAAGAGGUGGAUGCUACUGCUGUCCGUGUUGUUGCAGAUGCUCUCAAAAACCACACUGGCAGAGAGAUUUGCGGCUAUCGUUCUUCAAUUUCGGAGGAGCUGGGCUGUUUGAUGGUAACACUGCGAGAUUUUCGCCGUUCAUUCGAUGAGCAGUUCAAAAACGAGCUGGCUAGCUUGAUCGAGGAAUCGCUCUCGAGUGUGUCCUCCUUACCUACACUUGGCCUGGAUUCGUCGAAGCCCGCGGUGAGUGCUGCAGCACGCAGGGAGGCUUAUGCAAGCCUAGGACUUGCAGCUGGUGCAGCCGGGGCCGUAGCGACGGGAGGCAGUGCGCUUGUUGCAGUAGGCUUUGCGGCAGCAGCUGCCAGCCUUGGCGCGCAUGCUGCAAUGACCCAAGCAGACCCAACAAGUCCAGCAGUGGGCUGCGCUUUUGGCCGGGGAACUUCCCGGGACCUGCGUGUCACCAACGCUGCUGCAACCCUCCGGGAGAUGUUGAAGACCGGAGUCGACCUGUCAUUGGUGGAUGAGCUCACGGAGGAGGAGCGCGUUUUGGGAGGACAUCUGGCCGCAGUCAGGGUGCAGGAGGCCCAGGUCGUCGCGUCCGAAGACGACACGCCGCCUACCUUGAUGGCACCCAUCGGGUUGCUUGUAAACGACAACGACAACCCGCUGCUGACUUCCAUGAUCCUUUCUGCAAUGGCCUUAAUUACAGAUGCCAUGGCUGGAGGCGGUGAAAUCAAUGGCUACGUGCUUCGCUCGGUGAGGGUGCGUGGGUGUCGUGGCUGUGCAUUGACGUUUCGAAGGGCUCACUCUUGCCCUUUGAUGUGA
Symbiodinium natans is the source of this 4308-nucleotide messenger RNA. Lineage: Eukaryota; Dinophyceae; Suessiales; Symbiodiniaceae. The record is from the annotation of a GenBank genome assembly.